Molecule: messenger RNA, 897 nt
Organism: Rodentolepis nana
Lineage: Eukaryota; Metazoa; Platyhelminthes; Cestoda; Cyclophyllidea; Hymenolepididae
Source: the annotation of a GenBank genome assembly
AUGAGUGAUUUGGGCUAUGAUGAUUUUUCUGAUUUCGAGAAAAAUAAACUCGUUGAAGUGAAUAAAGUUGCAGAUGUGAGAAAAUGUUCAAAAGCGAUGAAAAUGGAGGAGGAUCGCCAUUUAUUUAGAGAAGAACACAAGAACUCCUCUAAGCCCCGAGCUUCUCUUAGUCUUGUGUAUGCAACAGUUUGUCCCUCAGAUGAAGAUUCCCAAACAUUCGUUGUAAAUACUUCUCAGGGUGAAAACAUUCGCCUCAAAGCUGCCAACGCAAGGGAACGCCAACUCUGGGUGAACCAUAUUCGUGCGGUGGCCGAAUACCACACAGAAAGAGCUAACGAACAGGCCAGUAUUUCAGCUCUUUCUUCUCUUCAAAGGCCAUCAUUACUCCCUGUAAGAGAAAAUCGGCCAGCUAUGCUUAAUUCUUCUAAUUCCGAUCAAUCCUUCAGAACACACCGCUCCGGUGGUAAUAGGGCUGGUCGCAGUACUGACAGAAGCUCUGAGGCCACCACGAAUGCUUCCAAUGCUGAAUCAUCGACUUUUGUGGAUCCUUAUCAGCAGCUCAAUGAGCUCUUCCGUCUCCUAGAAUGGGAGGGUAACUUACUGGGUCGGGAAAUUGAUGACUUAUACAACCAGCCCACUGCCGCAUUCCCCAAUAAAAGUCCUGAGAUGACUGAACUUUAUCGGAACCUCCUCAUCAUAAAAGCAACGAGUCAAGCUUCCAUCAAGUCACUGAAGCAAUGUCUUGGUGCUCUUCAGCGUGAUAACACCAGCAACAGUAGUAACAGCACAAUCCCUGUAACUACCGAGGUCAAACCUGGUGCUGUAAAUCCUUCAGCUUGUGCUACUGCACCCAACCAUAACGCCACUUCCUCAUCACUUGAAAUGGGUUCUUCCUAG